This is a messenger RNA of Arachis ipaensis, 1335 nucleotides long. The record is from RefSeq and is a predicted model, not a curated record. NCBI's taxonomy places the organism in Eukaryota, Viridiplantae, Streptophyta, Magnoliopsida, Fabales, Fabaceae.
CCCUCCCUCUUCAAGGACGACCCAAUCGCAUUCCUCUCCAACUCUUGGGUCGACAACUUCCGCCAUCCCAACGCCACCGUCACCAACCUCUCCCCUUCCUUCCGCCGCCUCGACCUCUGGCUCCUCGCCUACCAGAAGGUCGUCGCCGACGACACCGUCUCCUACCUUCCCUGCUCCUCCGUCCCCUCCUCCGCCCUCAACGACCUCUUCUCCCUCCGUAACGCCGUCCUUGACUGCCAAUUCCGAUGGGGCCAGUGCCUCAAGUUCUUCAUCAAGUCCCCCAAAGACACCACCGAUUAUGAAUCCCUACUGAAGAGAAAAAUCAAAGCCAUAUUAACCACCACACAACCGACCCCUUUUCAGGAUAAGAUUGUUCAGGAGGUGUUGCUGAUGAUCUUGGAGCCAAUUUUUGAGGCUCGAUUUUCGAGCAAGAGUUUUGCCUCCCCCGGUAGGACUCCUCACACUGUGUUGAGGGUUAUUAGGAGGAGUUUUGCAGCGUAUUUAUGGUAUAUGAAAGGUGAUUUGAGUACCCUUUUGGAUAGAAUGAAGGUUGGAAUGGUGGUCGGUGCUGUGAUGAGGGAUGUGAGGGAUAAGCUUGUGGUUAAUUUGAUAAAGGACGCAUUAGUUACUCCGGUGGUGAAGAUCGAGGUUGAGAAGCCCCAGAAGAAGAAGAAGAGGAAGUACCAGAAGAGGGUGUUGGCUGAGGAUGAGCCUAAGCCUGAUCCUUAUUGGUUGGAUACAUUCUUCGGGUUUGCGCCCGAGGAGGCUGAGAAGGUUCCUAAUUGGGGGCAUUGUGGGAUUCUUAGCCCGCUUCUGGUUAACGUUUGUUUGGAUGAAUUGGAUAAGUGGAUGGAAAGGAAGAUUAAGGAGUUUUAUGUUCCUUCUAAGAGUGAUGUUAUAUGGAAUAGCCCCGAAGGGGAGGCGGAGCAGGGUAACAUGUCUUGGCCGGAGUUUGUGCCUACGAGUGGACCGGAUAAGACAAGGAAGAUGGAUUAUAUAAGAUAUGGUGGUCAUAUCUUGGUUGGUGUUAGAGGGCCUAGGGCUGAUGCAGCCUCGCUGAGGAAGCAGUUGAUUGAGUUUUGUGAUCAGAAGUACAUGCUCAAGCUCGACAAUGAGAGCCUUCCCAUAGAACAUAUAACUAAAGGUAUAAUGUUUCUUGACCAUGUGUUGUGUAGGAGAGUUGUUUAUCCGACUCUUAGGUACACUGCCACCGGCGGUAAGAUCAUAAGUGAGAAGGGUGUAGGAACCUUUCUGUCAGUCACGACGAGCUUGAAGCAAUGCAUCAAGCAGUUUAGAAAGUUGACACUUAGGGACCAAAUUGAUGCAAUACCCUAA